Molecule: messenger RNA, 1842 nt
Organism: Rotaria sp. Silwood2
Lineage: Eukaryota; Metazoa; Rotifera; Eurotatoria; Philodinida; Philodinidae
Source: the annotation of a GenBank genome assembly
AUGGGUUUACUAACAAAAGGACGUCCGUUGACUUGGGAAGAAACAAAAAAGUAUGCGCAUCAUGUACGUGAACAUGGCAUCGAACAAUUUAUUCAUGUUUAUAAAGAACUCAAAGAUCGUCGAAAUGAUUGUCUUAAAUGGGGAGAUGAGGAUUACAUGAUUGAAGGAACGCCGGGUAAACCUUAUGGAUAUCUACCAGUACAUUUCAAUAUGGUAGAAGCUAAUAUGCGUUUACGUCGACAGCAAGGUCAAGAAUUACUCGGUGAAGAUGAAUAUGUAUUGAGCACUUCAAACUUUCCACGAAAUGGCUGUCCCGAUUGCACUUGGCCUACAUAUAAACCAGAAAUAAAUACAUCAUCAUCGGGUUCACUAUUUUUUCCCGAUCAACUCAUAUUUCCUAAUCAUCCACGAUUUAAAACAUUAACACGAAAUAUACGUUUACGACGUAAUGCUAAAGUUGCUUUUAAUAUUCCAAUUUUUAUUGACACGAAUACUCCUCGACCAUUUGUCGAAGAUUUUUCAAUUUAUGGUAAUGAUGCUGGUGUGAAUGAAACUGCUGCUAUUGAAGAUCAUAUUUAUCUUGAUGCGAUUGGCUUAGGUAUAGGUUGUUGCUGUUUACAAGUUACUUUUCAAGCACAAUCAAUCGAUGAAGCACAAUUUCUUUACGAUCAACUAACACCAAUGACUCCAAUUAUGUUAGCAUUAAGUGCAUCAUCACCAAUUUGGCGUGGAUAUUUGGCUGAAAUUGAUUGUCGAUGGAAUGUAUUAUGUGCAAUGUGCGAUGAUCGAACAGCAGAAGAACAAGGAUUUCAACCAUUAAAAAACGAACGUUUUCGUAUUUCUAAGUCUCGUUAUUCAAGUGUUGAUUGUUAUAUAUCACCUGACAGUGCUGUAUAUAAUGAUAUUGAUGUUGUUCAAGAUAAAGAUAUCUUUCAUAAACUCAUCGAAAAUGGCAUUGAUCAUUUAUUAGCUCAACAUUUAGCACAUUUAUUUAUUCGUGAUCCAUUGAUUUUAUACGAAGAAAUGCUUCAUAUUGAUGAUACAAAAGAUACCGAUCAUUUUGAAAAUAUCAAUUCAACAAAUUGGCAAUCAAUGAGAUUUAAACUACCACCAGCCAAUAGUGAUAUUGGUUGGCGAGUAGAAUUUCGACCAACCGAAUUACAAAUGACUGAUUUUGAGAAUGCUGCAUUAGUGACAUUUAUUGCUUUAUUAACACGUGCCAUAUUAACAUAUAAUUUAAAUUUACUUAUUCCAAUUUCUAAUGUUGAUGAAAAUAUGCAAGUUGCACAACAACGUGAUGCACUUCGACAUCAAAAAUUUCAUUUUCGAAAAUGUCUUUCGACAAAACAAACACCUGAUACACCAUUUUUUAUUUCUAUUCAAAAAAAUAAAUCUCAAGAAAUUGAACAUGAUAAAAAUGAAUGCGAACAUUGUCUUAUGACAAUCGAUGAAAUUAUUAAUGGAUCAAAUAAAUUUAUUGGUCUUUUAAAUAUUAUUCAAGAUUAUUUAUCUAAUAUUGAUGUAGAUGCUGAUACACAAGAUACUAUUAAUCAAUAUUUGAAUUUAAUCAGUAGACGAGCUGCUGGUACAUUAAUGACUAAUGCUACAUGGAUGCGUCAUUUUGUAGCAAAUCAUCCAGCAUAUAAACAUGAUUCAGUUGUUACUGAUGAAAUAGCUUAUGAUCUUUUGUGGAAAAUGAAAAAAAUAGCAAACGAUGAAGAUGAUUGUCCUGAAGUAGUACGAAGAAAAUUAUCGAAAACAACACUUGAUAUAACAGCAGCUGUUGAAAAAGAAAAAAAUGAAUUAGAAAUAAAACAAUCAUUAAUUCAUCAUAAUCAAUAA